CUUAGCAUGUUAGUUCUAUUUGGAAUUGCUGACAUAUAACAUGAAGAAGAAUCUUAUUAUCCACACGUUUUUGUUUUUGACAGUUUUAGUAAGCCUUUAUGAAACUGUUCACUGCACCCCAGCAGCAAGGCAUCAAGAAAGGUCUCUGUCUGACCCAGUGUUGGCAGAUGAUAUCAAAUGGUUUUUCCGCGGCAUUGGUAACUUUGCCGGCACGGUGGAGCGGAUGCUGCCGAACGUCAAGGCCGAUGCAAAAAAUAAAACUUUUGGAGAAAACGCAAGGAUUUCUCUUCUGACGGGAUUGCGCCAUGUUCUGGUGGGUGUUCGUGAAAUUUCUACGACAUUUGAGCAAAGCUUAAAAACGGAUCAUAUAAAACAAUUACAAAACUUUAAAAACGCUACAAACUUUGUUAAUGACAUCAUAGGGGCCCUGAAAAUGUGGCUUGGCCAGCUACGAGCAUUGGUCAUGCACAUCUAUACGCUAUAUAACCGCUACAUCCCGGAGGUUCUCUUUGGCAAGUGCCUGGGAAAUUACUUGGUUACAAAUUAUCCCAAUCGUUCGUUCUACGAGUAUCCCUUCAUACUUCUGGCCGAAAUAUAUGAAAGUAUCGUAAGCACGGCCACAUCAGCUGAGGUCGCAACAACAGAGGGAGGAGUAGAUGGCAUUGCCACCGAAUCGACGAACAUCGACGAUGAUUUGAAUGUAGCACAAAAUGAAAUAUCUCACACGGAUGACUCCAAUGACUAUGACAACGGUGUCUUUGCCACGAAAUCUCGCCGAAAUGCAGAGGAUGUUUCGUCGGCCGAGAGUAUUUUUAAUCUAAGUACGGUUUUAGAUGACGACAAGGAUAAGAUCAUUGAAAAUGCCGCACAAAAGCAGUCGUGGAAAAUUUGUUUGAAACUAUAUACGGCAGAAAGUAUUUCGCGUUCCCUGAAGAGUUACUUUUUGAAUAUGUAGAGGUGCGUCUAUUUUUUAGGAUUAAUUUUUGUGUGAAUAGUUAACGAAAUUGAAAAAAAAAUACAUAUUUGUAUGUUGGUUAUUACCAAUUAAAAGACAAUAA
Musca domestica (house fly) is the source of this 1058-nucleotide messenger RNA. RefSeq lists its product as uncharacterized. The record is from RefSeq and is a predicted model, not a curated record. The coding region runs from base 41 to 955 and encodes 304 amino acids. NCBI's taxonomy places the organism in Eukaryota, Metazoa, Arthropoda, Insecta, Diptera, Muscidae. The transcript has 4 exons.